Messenger RNA from Chionomys nivalis (European snow vole), 1318 nucleotides. It is a transcript of the gene Sdsl, whose product is annotated as serine dehydratase like. Gene Ontology annotation, molecular function: threonine deaminase activity; L-serine ammonia-lyase activity. The transcript is spliced from 10 exons. Gene Ontology annotation, biological process: L-serine catabolic process; L-threonine catabolic process. The record is from RefSeq and is a predicted model, not a curated record. Bases 155 to 1192 code for a protein of 345 amino acids. NCBI's taxonomy places the organism in Eukaryota, Metazoa, Chordata, Mammalia, Rodentia, Cricetidae.
UGGUUGCAGGGUGCAGCAAGUGGGCGUGAGGGUGGCUACUACCCCAGGAGCAGCUGCCCUGUCUCUCAUCCCACUGGAGAGAUACAGGCUGUGGUUGUAUAACCGGGAACCAAUAACCGGAAAGAGGGUCCAGGACGGCCAAGGGCAAAGCGCUAUGGACAGCCACAGACACCUAGUGAAAGGUCGUCUGUGUGCCACAGGAAUGGAGGGAGCGUUGGCGGAUCACGUCAGGGCUGAGUCUUUCCAUAGGGUCACGCCUCUGCUGGAGAGCUGGGCACUGUCUCAAGUGGCAGGCAUUCCCGUCUUCCUCAAAUAUGAGAAUGUGCAGCCAGCUGGCUCCUUUAAGAUCCGAGGCAUCGGACAUUUCUGUCAGCAGAUGGCCAUGAAGGGAUGCAGACAUCUGGUGUGCUCCUCAGGGGGCAAUGCAGGAAUUGCAGCCGCUUACUCGGCUCGGAAGCUGGGCAUCCCUGUCACCAUUGUGCUCCCAGAGAACACUUCCACGCAGGUGGUGAGGCGGCUGGAGGGGGAGGGGGCCGAGGUCCAGCUGGCUGGGAAGGUCUGGGAUGAAGCCAACAUAAAGGCACAAGAAUUGGCCACAAGGGACGGCUGGGUGAAUGUCUCCCCGUUUGACCAUCCCCUGAUAUGGGAAGGCCAUGCCAGUCUAGUACGGGAGCUGAAGGAGUCGCUGGGGAGCCCACCGGGUGCCGUGGUGCUGGCCGUAGGGGGUGGAGGACUCCUCGCAGGUGUGACAGCUGGCCUGCUGGAGGUAGGCUGGCAACAUGUGCCCAUUGUUGCGAUGGAGACCCGAGGGGCACACAGCUUCAACGCGGCCUUGCAGGCAGGCAGGCUGGUCACGCUGCCAGACAUCACCAGUGUAGCCAGGAGCCUGGGAGCCAAGAGGGUGGCUGCGCGGACCUUGGAGUGUGCGAAGGAGUGUGAGAUCCUCUCUGAGGUGGUGGAAGACCGGGAGGCUGUGAAGGCAGUGCAGAGGUUCCUGGAUGAUGAGCGCAUCCUGGUGGAACCUGCCUGUGGGGCCGCCCUGGCUGCUAUAUACUCAGGCAUCCUGGGGAGGCUCCAGGCUGAGGGCCGCCUAGGCCCGGCCCUGGCUUCCAUUGUGGUCAUCGUGUGUGGUGGCAACAACAUCAGUAGCCAACAGCUCCAGGAGCUGAAAACCCAACUGGGCUGUAGCUGAGGGCUCCCAGGGACCCCAGAGAGGCUCCUGGACACCUUCAUGGCCACCCAAGGGAGUGUCCUACCCUCCUCCUACCCUCCUCCUCCAGGUAGCCCUCUUGGAUUGCUCCCAGGGGCUCCCUGCAGU